Molecule: messenger RNA, 3147 nt
Organism: Lachancea dasiensis
Lineage: Eukaryota; Fungi; Ascomycota; Saccharomycetes; Saccharomycetales; Saccharomycetaceae
Source: the annotation of a GenBank genome assembly
AUGGAUAUUUUAGCAGAGCCUAAUCGAACGCGGAAGUCACAUCCUAUGAAUAACCGUAUGGUACUGAAAGAAGAGAUUUCGACUAGGCCGUCACUCGGCUCAGCACAUAAAAGUUUCCGUCAUGUAAAAGUGUGCGCCCAUUGCGAUGAGGUGAUUGUACGGGGUUCUUUAAAAGCCCUCGGUCGUUACUAUCAUGAAAGCUGCUUUGUAUGUUAUGACUGUGGAAAGAUUUGCAAGCCUAAAUACUUUCCUUUCGAGGAGCCCAACACUAAGCAACUUAUACCACUUUGCCAGCAGGAUUACUUCAAGCGCAAUAACCUGUUAUGCUUUGUGUGCGGUCAGGCCCUCAGAGGCGUUUAUUAUAACGCUUUCGGAAGGCUUUAUGAUGAAGAACACUUUUGCUGUAAGAUAUGCAACGAGAAGUGCGGGGUCAACACAUGUUUCAACUAUCAAGAUGACCUCUACUGCAAAUACCACUUUCUAAAAUAUUUCUCAAAUCGUUGUAAAGGUUGCGACUAUCCAAUUUCAGAUCAAUACAUUGAGUUCCCGAAGGGCGAAGAAGUCCACCGCUGGCAUCCAGAAUGUUAUGGGGUGCACAAAUAUUGGCAUGUGGCCUUCCUUCCUGAGGCUGUGGGACAACCUCAAAUAAAGCCCGGCAAUCCCCGUCAAAUUUCCAAAGGUGGCAAACCUGACAUCAAUCGUGCAGAUUUGGAAAGGUACGUCAUGUCAUUUAGUAAGCUUGUUUCCACAACAUGGUCCGUUCUUUAUCGAUUUGAGGAGGAAACGGCUGUUUGCAUAUCAGACAUGUUUCAAUAUUUGACGAGCUUCGAUCAGCUGAAAGGUUUAAAUUCAACUGCUUUGUUUGUUUUGAAAAUUGAGUGUCUCUUUAAGGCCCUAGAUUCGCUGGAUUCUCUCUGCGCCUUUGAUUCAUAUAAGGGUGAAAUUCCCAAUGGGGCCUCAAACGAAGAUGUUGAUAUUACCGAUAACAAACAAUCAGAGGGUAAGAUUGAAUCGGAUACCGCGUUCACAAAAUAUUCUAAAUUUCCUAGAAACUUGUCCACAAAAGUGAUGAUUUAUCUCCAGCUUCUCCGUAAGCUAAGCUCAGCAACCCAAGAAAAAGAUGUCAGUGUUUCUUCCCUAAUGUCGGUUAUUACUGGAGUUGCUCAUUUUCUCAAACUACUCGUACGCUACGGGUUACAGACUGCCCUGGAUCGUAACAGGACUGCACGCUCGGCCAAUGCAUUAGUCAAAUUUCUUCGAGAAAUAGAGAAAAACGAAGGCAUAAGUUCAGCUCCGUUCACGCUGAUUGACGUGGGUAUAAAUGCAACUGAUUGCUGUGCCUCCUGUGGCAAAUACAUACAAGAAGACUGUAUUCAACUUAAGGAUCGCAGAUGGCACAAGACAUGUUUUACGUGUGCUGUCUGUGAUAAGCAUAUCGACUCAUAUGGUAUUGCUGAUGCAGCGUUCAACAACACGAAAAAGCACGUUCUGUGUGCUCAAUGCGCAGUGGGAGAUCCUGACUCAUUUCCUGGCUUCAAAUCCGUGACAAAGUUGGCACAGCUGAUCUUUUUAUUAAAGAUUGCGCUGGUAAGAUCGAAGGCCGUGAUGGAGAUACAGUUGAAAAAUAGGGAAGCACUAAAUCGUUCUAAUAGUGUCAAGGAAUCCAUCUCGAUGCAACAAACCUACAUUAGAACGUUGAAUGACAUUAAGAGGCUCAAAUCGAGGCGACAGAGUGUCCCACUCACUACCACCAAUAAGCACGAAGCACGCAGGUCGCGCAUUCUCGAGACUUCAGAGGUGGAUAUAGGAACGAAUUCCUCACCAGAGGAAAAAUGUCUGGUGAUACAAACUGACAAGAGCAUGGAGAAACAGCCAGAAAAUCAAAAUAUGUUCAAUAGCACAAAAACGUUGACUCUUGAUGACAUUUCACGAAUUGUUGCUGCAGAGCAAGCUAGGGAAUUACGUCCCAAUGCUUUUACUCACUUCAAGAAACUUAAAGAUAACGAUGAAGACGGUCUUAACUUGAUCAAUAAGAAAAGCGGAGUAUAUUAUUCCGAACUCAAAGUUGAGGACCUAUACCUGAUAAAAUUAAUUUCUCUGGCAUUGCUCUCCACAGGAUCGCAUUGUUUGAUCAAAAAUAAAGCUACAACUGAAAGACUGAUUCCACCCCAACCACUGCGACAGCAGAAAAAUUCUAACUUUUGGUCGAAAAUGAAGUUCAUGAUGAGCAAGGAUGGUAAAAAGACAUCCAACAGAAAAGUAUUUGGGUCAUCUUUGGAUGCAUUAGCAGGGCAAUGGGGAAUAGAGUCUGACCUGGGAAUCGGUCCUUCGAAGAUUAAGGUUCCGAUUAUAAUUGACGAGCUCAUAUCAUCUUUACGACAAUUAGAUAUGUCGGUAGAAGGUGUUUUUAGGAAAAACGGUAAUAUUAGGAAACUUCGAGAGUUGACAGCUGCAAUAGAUGAAAACCCAUUUGAAGUACCUGAUUUAUCCAAAGAGAAUGCUGUUCAGCUGUCAGCUCUACUCAAAAAAUUUCUCAGAGAGCUCCCGGAUCCUCUUUUAACAGCUCAACUCUAUGACUUAUGGAUUCAAGUUGCUAAGUUAGAACCCGAUAUGGAGCGACACAAAUAUUUUGGGCUUCUUUAUGCAUUACUACCGUCUUUCAAUAGAAGUGUUGCGGAGGUACUUUUUUCUUUUCUACACUGGGCCUCGUCUUUCUCUCACAUUGAUUCUCAGAUGGGUUCUAAGAUGGAUAUCCAUAACCUGUCCACCGUUAUUGCACCUAACAUCCUCUAUCAACAGGGACCGAGCACCGACCAACCAUCUGUACAAUUGGGGGCAAUCCACAAUACCUACAAUGACGCAUUUGCUCAGAACGAGGGAGAGAAUUAUUUCCUUGCGAUUGAAGUAAUUGAUUACCUUAUUAACCAUAAUGAGGACUUAGCCGUGCUGCCCAGAUACAUGACAGUUCUGCUCAACGAAGCAAAACAAAAGCAACUUGGGGAUUUUGAAAGUGUCAGAGCAUUUGUUGAUGCACAAAUUAAGGCAAACCGUAUGAACUUCUCAGAAUACGAUACAAUCGAGUCUGUGAAGAUGAAGAAAUCAUCUUCCGUGGCUAAGCUAGAGGUCAAGGGUAAUGAAGCUGCGUAA